Messenger RNA from Helicoverpa armigera (cotton bollworm), 982 nucleotides. RefSeq lists its product as uncharacterized. NCBI's taxonomy places the organism in Eukaryota, Metazoa, Arthropoda, Insecta, Lepidoptera, Noctuidae. Bases 84 to 815 code for a protein of 243 amino acids. The record is from RefSeq and is a predicted model, not a curated record. The transcript has 7 exons.
AUGUCAACUGAAUUGACACGACACGUGUAAAUUUUGGAGAACUCUCUUUUAAAAUUAAUAGUGGUAUAUUUCCUUAAAUAAAAAUGCCGACGGCUUCAAGAAAAUCUGAGCCCAAGGAUAAGGUGAAGGGGUCGAAAGGCGACCUUUAUUCUGGGUCUGAUCAAAAUGUCAAAAUCAUGAGAAUGGAUUCAGAGGGACCUGGAAGCAAGAUGUCGGCUCGUCUCCGUCGAAACAUGGAAAGAGUGGAGAUGCUGGCUCGGCCCAACUCUCGGCGACUGCGGUCGCUUUGGGACGAGAAGUGUGCUAUCCUGCCGCGCGAUCGAAGAGAUAAAAUUAAGAGCGCCUUGGAAGAAGACUAUUUUCUUAGUCCUGAGCAAACCGAGCAAUAUUUCCAAGCUUUGAACGAGUCUUCUCGGCGUUGGUCCGGCCCGGGAGGCAUGGUCAGCCGUAAGGAACACGUUGAUAGAAGCAAGGAGUUGCGCCAGCGACAGAAGUGGCUGGUCAACUUUAGCGCGCAGGUGGCAUACCGUUUAUGCGAUUACAUUGCAAAAGGACAGAAGGAAAUGUUGGUCUCUAACCGCCUGAGAGCUAUCGCCGAUGUUGUUUUGGAGAGAGUUGCCGAAAUUCUGGGUGAACCAAAACCAACUCGCACCAACCCGGGCCGUCUCCCUCGGUUCAUGGUGGCGAUUUCGGACCGAAUCGCGGUCUGGAUCGAGAACGCGGUCUACCGAGCUGAUGCCAGCGAGCCCAUUGGAGCCGUGAAGGGAGGCGACGAGCACAUGCGGCUUGACGCUGAAAAACCUCUCAUAUGCUAAUGACAUAAGAUUCAAAUUGCAGCGGGGACGAUAUAGUUUGCAUUGAGAAGGCUCAGCAGCAGUUCUCCACAAUCAAUCAAUAUGAAGUACUUCCUGGUUUUCCUGAUCGUCUGCGUGGCUCUGGCCACUGCUUCUCCUCAGCUCAUCGCUGCGUGGCCAGGCUGGCC